CAUUAAGUCGGUCGAGAUGGUCAUGGCGGAGGGGACAACCGUUCUGAGGAGGAAUAGACCGGGCACCAAGGCGAAGGACUUCUACAGCUGGCCCGAUGAGUCUUUUGAGGAGAUGGACAGCACUCUGGCAGUGCAGCAGUACAUCCAGCAAAACAUUCGCUCGGACUGCUCCAACAUCGAGAAGAUCUUGGAGCCUCCUGAAGGACAGGACGAAGGAGUGUGGAAGUACGAACAUCUCAGGCAGUUUUGCUUGGAGCUCAACGGCUUGGCUGUUAAACUCCAGAGCGAGUGCCACCCGGACACGUGUACCCAGAUGACUGCUACCGAGCAGUGGAUCUUUCUCUGUGCCGCCCACAAGACUCCAAAAGAAUGUCCUGCCAUCGACUACACCAGGCACACUCUGGACGGUGCAGCGUGCCUUCUCAACAGCAAUAAGUAUUUCCCUAGUCGCGUCAGCAUUAAGGAGUCGUCUGUGGCGAAGCUAGGCUCGGUCUGCCGUCGCAUCUACAGGAUCUUCUCCCACGCUUACUUCCAUCAUCGGCAAAUAUUCGACACGUAUGAGAACGAGACAUUCUUGUGUCACCGAUUUACCCGCUUUGUGAUGAAGUACAGCCUGAUGUCUAAAGACAACCUGAUCGUGCCCAUCAUGGAGGAGGAGAACCAGAGCGGCUCCGCAGGAGAGAGCGAAGCCUGACCCGAACGCCUGGACUUACCCAACCCAGAGACACUCCCCUGUACAUAAGUCUUACAAGCUGCACGACUCUCAUCCUUCUUUUCUUUUUCAUCCUAUAUAAACAAGUGUGGUGAUAUUCACCCUCUCUUUACUUGGUAAGUUAUUGUAUGGGUGGAGGUGUUUUACUCUAACCGUGUUUUUUUUCUUUCUUCUUUUUUUUUUAAUGAACUAAAAAGUUAGAUUAUUUUCUUUAUGAUAAAAUGUAAUAAAAACACACCUCAUACACCA
Messenger RNA from Ictalurus punctatus (channel catfish), 961 nucleotides. RefSeq names its product MOB family member 4, phocein (gene mob4). Bases 17 to 694 code for a protein of 225 amino acids. NCBI's taxonomy places the organism in Eukaryota, Metazoa, Chordata, Actinopteri, Siluriformes, Ictaluridae. The record is from RefSeq and is a predicted model, not a curated record. Gene Ontology annotation, cellular component: cytoplasm. The transcript is spliced from 8 exons.